Molecule: messenger RNA, 916 nt
Organism: Oryctolagus cuniculus (rabbit)
Lineage: Eukaryota; Metazoa; Chordata; Mammalia; Lagomorpha; Leporidae
Source: RefSeq, a predicted model, not a curated record
UUUCUCAGGAACAGGGCAGAUACCUGACCAACUCGUGAUCCUAGACAUGAAGCACGGAGUGGAGGCAAAAAAUUACGAAGAGAUUGCAAAAGUUGAGAAGCUGAAGCCGCUGCAGGUGGAGCUGCGGUGGCUAGAAGACCUUUCCGAAUCCAUCGUUAAUGACUUCGCUUACAUGAAGAAGCGAGAGGAGGAGAUGCGGGACACCAACGAGUCAAUAAACACUCGGGUCUUGUACUUCAGCAUCUUUUCAAUGUUCUGCCUCAUCGGACUAGCCACCUGGCAGGUCUUCUAUCUGCGUCGCUUCUUCAAGGCCAAGAAGUUGAUUGAAUAAUGAGGUGCAGUCUCCUCCCACCUUGGAUCUCAGCCAGAACAUUGCUGGGACGUGCCUGGCCUAAGGCAUCCUACCACCAGCACCACCAAGGCACGUCGGAGUACCACCUACAACCUACAAGUCAAUGAGGGACUUCUUUUUAACUUGGUAGGAUUUGGACUCAUUUUGCAACAAUAGGACUAUUCUUAGAGUCACCUAAGACAAAAAAUAGGGGUUACCUAGAUGAUGCCAAAGCCAGCAUUUGCACUGGGUUUCCUCGUGUGAUCUGUUCGAACCAUUUUCUUUCCCUUUCCCACUCACUCACCAGCUUGGGCUCCCACACCAGUUCUUUUAUGAAGAUUUGUAUGACCACAUGAAACCUGUUUCAUUCUCAUUGUCCCCUCAGGUUUCUUUGCAAAAAUACCCUUCCCUUUCUUAUGGCCCUUAGCUGAAAUGUUUACAUGGCUUCUCGUGAUAUCCGUUCGUAAUUUUAUGUCUCUCCAAAGGGACAUGGAUGUGACACCUCAUAAAAGAGAGCUUUGACCUGUAGAUAACUCUGAAAGGAAAUUUCAUUUUCGACAAUUAAAAUAUUUGUGUUCAGCUGCU